Messenger RNA from Theileria orientalis strain Shintoku, 399 nucleotides. RefSeq lists its product as hypothetical. The record is from RefSeq and is a predicted model, not a curated record. Lineage: Eukaryota; Apicomplexa; Aconoidasida; Piroplasmida; Theileriidae. The transcript has 3 exons. The coding region runs from base 1 to 399 and encodes 132 amino acids.
AUGGAAGCCUGUGCUGGUGGCAACAGGGUCUACAAAGGUCAUCACCAGGGCACCGAUUACUACGGUACGGUGGCCACUAGAACAAGUAGUAAAAUACGACAUGGCGAACAUCAAAUAACGGGGCCUGGAAAAACGAAAAUAGGACAUGUAAAAGGGCAUUUGUGGCCACGUUUACUAGGAAUAGUUAGAGAAAAAAGUAGGGGGGUCCACGUAUUAACAGUGGUCAACGUAGUAGCAAGGGUUAACGUACUAUCAAGGGUUAACGUAGUAGCAGUGGCCAUAGUACUACCAAGGGUUAACGUAGUAGCAGUGGCCAUAGUACUACCAAGGGUAGACGUACUACCAAGGACGAGUAUGCCUGAUGAAGCUGGUUAUAGGGGUUUUGAUAGUAAACACUGA